AUGGCCGCUUACGCGAAUUAUCUUCGGUUGGCACGACUUGGAACCAGUUCGGGUUUAAAUUUGUCGACUUUCAGAUCAAUUGGUUCUCCAAAUCCGACAUUUGAAAGGUCUCUGUUCGAUCACCACGAGAUUCGCUCACCAUCUUCUUCUUCUUCGUCGUUACUAUCAUAUUCUCCGUACAGACAAUCCCACGCCAGAUUCAUAUCUCAACUUAUCAAAACCAAUGGGAAACGUGUCCAUCUCGUCGAUACACUCGCUUUGGUAAGGAGCUUAGAAGCACAGGGCCUGCCUUCAAAGCAAGCAGAGGCAAUAACAGGUGCUAUAACUGAUGUUCUGAAUGAUAGCUUAGGAGUUGUUUCUCAGUUGGUUGUUUCCAAGGGAGAGAUGCAGAAAGCUGAAAUGACGCAGGAAUCAAACUUAUCCACGUUCAAAAGUGAAAUUAACAGUUCACUGGACCACCAUUUCUCUUUGCUGCAACACGAGAAUGAGAAACUACGCAAUGACAUAGAGCGAAUCCGCGCUGAUAUAAGGCAUGAGAUCGACAAAGUCACAGCAGGACAACGGUUGGAUUUGAAUCUUGAAAAAGGGAGGAUAAGAGAUGAGCUAACAAAUCAAAAGUCUGAAACCUCUAACCUUACAAACAAACUUGACCGUGAGAUUCACACUUUAAGAGCUCAGUUAGAAGCGGCCAAGUACGAGGUGAUCAAGUACUGUAUCGGAACACUUGUCUCCAUCUCAGCCGUCGGUCUUGCUGUUCUCCGGAUCGUCAUGUGA
Molecule: messenger RNA, 774 nt
Organism: Microthlaspi erraticum
Lineage: Eukaryota; Viridiplantae; Streptophyta; Magnoliopsida; Brassicales; Brassicaceae
Source: the annotation of a GenBank genome assembly